AUGUGGAAUCAGCUGGGAGCGGUUCUUCUCCUUGCUGCGGUGCCGGUCUUCGGGACAAGUGACACGUCAAACCCCCUUACCCAGGGCAACGACACAGCACCAUGGCCUAACUCCGUCUACAAAAAUGCUACCGAUAGCAGUAAUCCCGUCGUCGCCGCAGGCUCUAAGUCAAACCAAACUUCUCCCCCGUGGUACCCAUCACCAUGGGGCGAAGGACUGGGUGAUUGGGAGGCGGCGUAUGCCAGGGCCAGGUCAAUUGUCAGCCAGAUGACCCUUACGGAGAAGGUGAAUCUUACAACCGGUGUUGGAUGGGAACUCGAGCGAUGCGUCGGUCAAAAUGGCGCCGUUCCUCGGCUCGGAAUUCCCAGCAUGUGCAUGCAGGAUUCGCCCGUAGGAGUCAGGGAUACGGAUUACAAUUCAGUUUUCCCGAUGGGUGUCAAUGUCGCAGCAACUUGGGAUCGGGGCAUGGCGUACACCCGUGGACAAGGAAUGGGCUACGAGCACAAACACAAAGGCAGCAAUGUUCAGUUGGGCCCAGUGACUGGUCCACUUGGUCGCGUACCCGAGGGCGGAAGAAAUUGGGAAGGCUUUGCGCCUGAUCCGGUGCUCUCGGGUGUGUUGUUUGGCGAGACCAUUUCUGGAAUCCAGUCGCAGAAUGUCAUUGCCUGCGGCAAGCACUUUAUCGGCUAUGAGCAAGAACAUUUCCGCAGUCCAGGGAAUGGGUUUCUGUACCAAGUAAAUGACAGCUACAGUGCUAACCUAGACGAUGUGACAAUGCACGAGAUGUAUCUUUGGCCAUGGAUGGAUGGUGUGCGCGCUGGAAUGGGCUCGGUUAUGUGCUCUUACAACCAAAUCAACAACAGCUAUGCGUGCCAAAACAGCUAUGUGCUCAACAAGCUGUUGAAGGCGGAAUUGGGAUUCCAAGGUUUUGUCAUGAGUGACUGGAGUGCGCAGAUGUCUGGUGUUGCCAGUGCACUGGCUGGUCUCGAUAUGACCAUGCCUGGCGACAUAGCAUUCGAUUCCGGUACCUCAUAUUGGGGAGGCAACUUGACCGUUGCUGUUCUGAAUGGCACCGUGCCCCAGUGGCGCGUAGACGAUAUGGCUGUUCGUAUCAUGGCAGCGUGGUAUUACGUUGGCGCGGAAAAGAAUUAUGUCCCCAUCAACUUUGCUUCUUGGACCCUCGACACCUAUGGCUACAAGCACUACUAUUCAAAUGAAGGAUAUGGUAUGAUCAAUGAACAUGUUGACGUGCGAAACAACCACGGAGCCUUAAUUCGUGAGAUCGGUGCCGCGAGUGCAGUCCUGCUGAAGAAUGUCGAUGCACUACCAUUGACAGGCAAAGAAAAGUUCACAGGGGUGUUUGGAUCCGAUGCAGGCCCAAAUGCAUAUGGCCCCAAUGGAUGCUCCGAUCGCGGAUGUGAUAUGGGCACAUUAGGCUGUGCAUGGGGUAGUGGAUCUGCCAAUUUCCCAUACUUGGUUACACCGGGCUUUGCCAUUGAGAAUGAGAUCUAUAACAAUGGCAAUGGAAUGUACCAGGCUGUCCUCGACGACUACGCCUACUCUCAGGCUGAGUCAGUGGCCGGCCAGGCAUCCGUAUCUAUUGUUUUUGUCAACUCCAACAGCGGUGAGGGGUAUAUUAGUGUUGAUGGAAACAUCGGCGAUCGCAACAAUCUCACUCUCUGGAAUGACGGAGAUGCUUUGAUCAAAGCCGUCAGCUCAAAAUGCAAUAACACUAUCGUGGUGAUCCACAGCGUUGGCCCAGUACUUCUGGACAGCUUCGUCAACAACGAAAAUGUAACAGCAAUAAUCUGGGCCGGUGUUCCUGGCGAGGAAUCCGGAAAUUCCAUCGUCGAUGUGCUCUACGGCAAGGUCAACCCCGGCGGCAAGUUGCCAUUCACGAUGGGCUCCUCACGCAAAGAUUGGGGAGCAGACAUCCUGUACAAGCCCAACAGCGGCGAAAGUGCCCCGCAACUCGAUUUUACCGAGGGUCAAUUCAUCGAUUAUCGCGCCUUUGACAAGGGCGGCGUGAAGCCCCUCUACGAAUUUGGCUACGGCCAGAGCUACACUACAUUUAGUUACUCUGACAUCACCAUCACGAAACAUAAUGCUGGAAAAUACACCCCUACAACAGGCUCUACAUCCGCAGCUCCCGUUCUAGGCAAAGUCUCCAAAGAUACAUCGAAAUACACAUUCCCAGACGACAUCACCCCAAUCCCUUACUUCAUCUACCCAUACCUCAACUCUACAUCUCUGAAGAAAUCAGCCGGUGAAUCGGACUACGGCGCCUCUGGCUCUAUCCCUGCAAAUUCACACAAUGGCUCCCCGCAACCCCGUCUCCCUUCCAGUGGUGUGGGUGGAAACCCCCUGCUAUGGGACGUUCUCUACACGGUAACCGCAAAGAUCACCAACACUGGCAAGAGAGCCGGUGACGAGGUGGCUCAGCUGUAUGUGGGACUGGGUGGACCGAAUGACGCAAUUAGACAGCUUCGUGGAUUUGAAAGACUAAGCAUCGCACCUGGAGAAACUGCUACAUUCAAGGUGGAUCUUACGCGACGCGAUCUCUCGAAUUGGGAUACUGUUUCGCAGGACUGGGUUAUUUCAGACUAUAAGAAGACUGUUUAUAUUGGUGCUUCUUCACGAAAUCUUCCUUUGAAGACGGUUAUUUCUGGUGCUUCUACCUUCAAUUAG
Molecule: messenger RNA, 2688 nt
Organism: Penicillium longicatenatum
Lineage: Eukaryota; Fungi; Ascomycota; Eurotiomycetes; Eurotiales; Aspergillaceae
Product: beta-glucosidase
Exons: 5
Coding region: 1-2688 (895 amino acids)
Biological process (GO): glucan catabolic process
Molecular function (GO): beta-glucosidase activity
Source: RefSeq, a predicted model, not a curated record